AGUGCAGGCGAAGAGAACGAGACAGAAUGGUUGGACAGGCUACUACACAGGCUGCCCUGCAGAACAGAUAUGUUGACACUGUUAUUGACCGCGAACCGGAAAUUAUUGGAGCAGACUCGGCAGAAGAGCAGUAUGACGAGGAGGAAGAGGACGACAAUGACUUGAUCAGUAGCGACGAGGACGAAGAGGGAUAUGCCUCCGGAGCUGCUCCCUCGCAAGGAAAGAGUCAUGCACCUGCGGCGCGUGGAAGAACUCUGAAAGAUCCGAACGAGAUUCUGGCAAAGUAUGCCUCUCGUAUUAAAGUCGACGAGCUCAUUCCCUCGAUCAAAAACAAGAUCACGGACAAGUCAGACCGUGCGACGAUCGAACAAGUGCUCGACCCCCGAACCUGCAAGAUUCUCGCGAAAUUCAUCAACAAGGGCGAAAUCUCCGAGGUCAACGGCUGUAUCUCGACCGGCAAAGAAGCAAACGUCUACCACGCCAAAACCGAAACUGGCAUCCACCGCGCAAUCAAGAUCUACAAGACCUCGAUCCUGGUGUUUAAAGAUCGCGACCGGUACGUCACUGGAGAGUAUAGAUUCAGACACGGGUAUAGCAGGCAUAAUCCGCGCAAGAUGGUCAAGCUGUGGGCGGAGAAGGAAAUGCGAAACCUGAUGCGUUUAAAUCAGAGCGGGAUCCCGACGCCCAAACCGCUCGGACUGCGCUUCCACGUUCUACUGAUGGAGUUCAUCGGUACCGAAGACGGCUGGCCAUCCCCCCGUCUGCACGACGCCAAGAUCGAGAGCGCAAAGUACAUCGAGCUCUACCAUCAACUGGUCGCAUAUGUCAUCCUCAUGUACCAAAAGUGCAGGCUCGUCCACGCCGAUCUGAGCGAGUACAAUAUCCUUUAUCACAACGAGCAACUCGUCAUCAUCGAUGUCUCGCAAAGUGUCGAACAUGAUCACCCGCACUCGCUCGAGUUCUUACGCAUGGACAUCAAGAACACAAACGACUUUUUCCAAAAGCGAGGGGUGAAUGUCUUUUCUGAACGCCAGUUUUUCAAUAUCGUCAUGAACACCACAAACCCCGAAGAUUUCGAAAUCUCUAAAUUGACUGCGAUCCUCGCCGCAACCGAGCCUCUUCCUGACGUCGUUGCUGAGGGUCAGGGAAGCGACGACGCGGUGUUUCGAGAAAUGUAUAUUCCGCAAACUCUGGAGCAGGUCUACGAUAUCGAGCGAGACGUUGCGAAGAUCUCGUUAGGAGAGGGUGAAGAUCUUGUUUACAAAGAUCUGGUGAAUAUUAAUGGGGACGGCACCAGAGAUGAGGAGCAUGAGGAUGAGGAUGAGAGUGGAGAUGAUAGCGAUGACGACAGCGAGCGUUCAUUUGAAGAGAGACCAAAGGUCUUGAAAGGAAAACGAUACGAGGACAAGGAUGAAAAGAAGGAACGGAAGAAGGCGACGAAAGAGCAAAAGAAAGAGAAGAGACAGACGAAGAUGCCAAAGCAUCUUAAGAAGAAACUCGUCAACUCCUCCAAGCAUCACAAAUCAUAAUCUUCUUAGCUUCUUAAUAUUAAUUCAU
Myxozyma melibiosi is the source of this 1557-nucleotide messenger RNA. Its product is annotated as RIO1 family-domain-containing protein. The transcript is spliced from 3 exons. Gene Ontology annotation, biological process: maturation of SSU-rRNA. The record is from RefSeq and is a predicted model, not a curated record. NCBI's taxonomy places the organism in Eukaryota, Fungi, Ascomycota, Lipomycetes, Lipomycetales, Lipomycetaceae. Gene Ontology annotation, cellular component: preribosome, small subunit precursor; cytosol. Gene Ontology annotation, molecular function: protein serine/threonine kinase activity; ATP binding. The coding region runs from base 27 to 1529 and encodes 500 amino acids.